GACGCGGUGUUGCCACAGGCCCCUGCCAGCCACACGCGGGGCUCCGGCCAUGGGCGGCCUCAGCGCCUCCGCCGCCUUCCGGGAGCAUCUCCGCCGGCUGUGCCUGGAGGGCUUCCCCUGCGGCGCCGGCAGCUGGAACAGGUCCCGUUUCGAAUCAAGGAAAAGGAAACCUGGAGGAAAUGCAGCCCAGAGAGAGGCAGAUGCAGGCACAGCCCAGCACCAGGAAAUUGGAACUCCCAGCGAAGAGAGCCUGGAAACCUUAAUGGAGUUUGUGAGCAGCCAGGACUCCCCCUGGGCUCUGCCACCUGACUGCAGCCCCGAGGACCAGCACCUGAGGGAGCUGGCAGUACAAUCGCCGCAGCUUAUCCGGGACAACUUCAUCUUCUUGUUCUUCAGGUCCUUAAGGAUAGUGGAUAAAGGAGUAAAUGAAGUUGAUGAAAAUUUGUUGAAGUUUCAUAACUUGGAAGAGCUCAUACUCAGUGCCAAUCAAAUCAGCAAAAUAAACUCUGCCCACCUUCCUAGAACACUGAAGGUCUUGGAGCUCUGUGGCAAUGAGAUUGUCGGUUUGCAGGAUCUGUGUUCUCACCCACCUCCGGAGCUCCAGCAUUUGGGGCUGGGCUACAACAGGCUGCUGGGCUCUUCAGAGGAUAAAUAUCUCACAGCAGAAUUCUGGCCAAAUCUUCUCUCUCUUGACCUAAGUUUUAAUAAUUUUACGGAUCUGCUGGGCAUAGUCUCUAAACUGGCCACUCUGUGGAGGCUCAGAACGCUUGUGCUCCAGGGUAAUCCACUAGUGCUCAUUCCUGGCUACAGAGGUUUUGUAAUAGACAGCCUGCCCAAACUCUGUAUACUGGAUGACAGGAACAUAUCGCCUGAUGAGAAGCAUCAGUUCCAUGGUCUGUCUAGCAAGCCAGAUCUCAUUGUGAAUAAAGCACAACUGGUGGUGAGUGUUGGGAAAAUCAAAGGCAUCCCUAACCCCAUCAAGCUAGAGGAGCUGGAAAGCAACCCAGAGUCUCCAGUGAUCUCUCACAGCUACUAUGUGACAUACGAGUUUGUGGAGAGGGAGAAAGCCGAGGACACUAACAAUGCUGAGGUAAUGAAAUUCCAUCAGAGUCAAAUGGUGGCUACACCAAACCCUGGGAGCCCACUGGAGAGUGCUGACACAGGAGGAUCGGAAUCUCCAGCUAUGUCUUCUUUGCAUAAACAGGAGCCUCCGGCAAACAGGGCAAACAGGCACCUCACCCCGCGGAAGCCCUGGGCUGAGACCAUUGAGUGCAGCCACAGGAAGGAGCACGUCACUGGGGACUUAGUGGCACUGAAAGCCUUCCUUAUGGCUGGCACCACCGUCACUGUUGUCGAGGAAAAGGUGCUUUCAUGGCCCAUUGCUGCAGCUCUGGCUGAAGAUGGAGGCAAGAAGGGGAAGGCAGAUAAGGGAAAAGCAGAGGAGAAGCCAAAGGAUGGUGGUAAGGGAUUGGCUCCUGCUCCAGCGUUUGAGAUGUAUCCCAGGAUAAGAAUGGUUGUACUAUAUACCGUCUCAAUCACGUUGAUUGCAUUCCUUAUGUAUAUAAGGAAAGAGACUAAGUUGGCUGUCUCCCCAGCAGCCAGGAAGAUAGCUGCACCAAAUCCCAGCCAUACGUUCUGGGCCCCGGAGCAGACUGAAGCCAGCAAAUGUUUGCCAGACCUGACUAUUGUCAAUUCCUCUCUUGCACUCCCAGAGCUUCACCGCACCUUCUUAAUGUACAAGCACUGCAGGGACUUUUCAACACUGCUGAAGCCCACAAGAUGCAGUGAGGAAACAUUCCUCUUGCUGGCAAUCAAGUCUCCCCCGAUCAACAUAGACCGUAGGGUUGCUAUCAGGAACACAUGGGGGAAAGAAGUGGCCAUUGGCAGCAAGCCAAUCAAACUGGUGUUCUUGCUUGGGCGCUCGGAGGCCAAAAUCCAAGCUCACUCCCUCCACCAGCUGCUGGUUUAUGAGAGCCAAGAGUUUGAUGACAUUGUCCAGUGGGAUUUCACCGACAACUUCUUCAACUUGACACUGAAGGAGCUGCACUUCCUCCGGUGGUUCAUGGCGGACUGUCCCCAUGCCAGGUUUGUGCUGAAGGGCGAUGAUGACGUUUUUGUCAACACCUACAAUAUCGUUGAGUUCCUCAAGGAACUCGAACCUGGGGAGGAUCUCUUUGUUGGGGAUGUGAUCAGCCAGGCCCGUCCUAUAAGAAACACCAAAGUCAAAUAUUUCAUCCCGGAGUCUAUGUACAAAGCGCCCUACUAUCCUCUCUAUGCUGGUGGCGGGGGCUAUGUGAUGUCCAGAAUGACAGUGCAGCGACUCCAGAACACUGCCGAGGACACCGAACUCUUCCCAAUAGAUGAUGUCUUUGUGGGAAUGUGUCUGGCAAAGAUGGCAGUGACUCCAUUGAACCAUGCUGGCUUUAAGACCUUUGGAAUCCAGAGGCCUUUUAAUCCUUUUGAUCCAUGUCUGUACAAAGAACUGAUGAUAGUGCACAAGCUGAACCCCACCGAGAUGUGGAUCAUGUGGACGCUGGUAAAGGAUGACCAUAUUAGGUGUGCUGUAUCAUUAACUCAGUAACUCACAAAAUGAGACUGCUGAUGCUAAGCGGGGGGAACAGAAUGAUGGUGGUGGUUACUCCAGGUUGCUUAAACUGACAUUAAAAACAGAAACAAAAGAAAGUUGUAGUAGAUGAUACGUUUUUAUUAACAGACUGUAGUUUUACAGUAGGGUAAUGUUCUUCAAUGAGCCUCUGAAAAUAUAUUGUUGGGUUACUGAAGCAUCACGAGGUUGAACUGAAAACACAUAGCGGGGAUAGCUCAGGGACUUGGCAUUGUGAUUGGGAUUGCAUCCUCUCUAGAUCACUGAUUUGAAUUCAGCCCACCUGGGUGGUUCUGAGUGGCUCUUUGCAAAGUGAGGUGGUGGUCUUAGUGCCAGUUCUGAUGGUGGCUCUCGGACAGCAGUGUCCAAGUUACAACUACCAACCUUACUAGCAGUCUCUAGUUACUGGCCUUCCUACUAAACAGGCAAUAGAGCCUGAACUCACCCAUUAACCCUUGAAAUCAGGGCUAAGGCACAAGAAGUGUGUGGACAAGCUUAUGCUGCUGGAUCUGGGCAUCUCCUGUCAAGGACUUCACUGUCCAGGGUUAGCAAUCCACCAGAUGUCACCAGCGCUAAAUUUACUUAAUGGGGAUGUGGGGGAAAGAACACAGAGAAGAUGGUCUAGAAACCUUUCAGUUGUCUGUUCUUAACACAGCCACUACAUUGCAAGGUACUUAGUUCUAAUAGCACUGACUUCUAACUAGCUCUUUUUCUUUUGGUUUUUAUCUACUUACAUUAGAUUAUUUGCACUGGAAUUUCUGCACAAAAAUACUUGACAGUGGGAUUGGGAGAAGAAACAAAUUGCUAUUAACCACUGUAAUAACAAUGGCUUUUUUAAACAGCAGGUAUAAAUAAAUACAGUUUUGAAAGUG
Messenger RNA from Mauremys reevesii (Reeves's turtle), 3474 nucleotides. Its product is annotated as N-acetyllactosaminide beta-1,3-N-acetylglucosaminyltransferase 4-like. The coding region runs from base 50 to 2581 and encodes 843 amino acids. Gene Ontology annotation, molecular function: hexosyltransferase activity; protein binding. Gene Ontology annotation, cellular component: membrane. The transcript is spliced from 10 exons. NCBI's taxonomy places the organism in Eukaryota, Metazoa, Chordata, Testudines, Geoemydidae. The record is from RefSeq and is a predicted model, not a curated record.